This is a messenger RNA of Exophiala bonariae, 330 nucleotides long. RefSeq lists its product as uncharacterized. Bases 1 to 330 code for a protein of 109 amino acids. The record is from RefSeq and is a predicted model, not a curated record. The transcript has 2 exons. Lineage: Eukaryota; Fungi; Ascomycota; Eurotiomycetes; Chaetothyriales; Herpotrichiellaceae.
AUGCCACGGGGAGCGGACUACGACGAUGGGGUGCCACGGUCAGACAAUGCCAUCGAGGCUGGCGAAGACAAGGCUCAUGGCACAGGAAAUAAUACCACGGAUGAAGUUGAACUGAAUCGCGCAAAGAAAACAGCGGCCAUGCCCGACCUGAGCGAAGUUAACGACCGCACAGCCAGUGGUGGAGCAGCAACAGGUCAUAAUGAUGGACACGGUCAUGAUUCCCCCGGGACACGAGGCGAGAAGACCGGAUCGGGUCUGAGAAAGGACUUCGGCAGACAGAGUCUCAAUAAAACAAUUGCUUCGCAGAAUGGAUCAGAGGCUAGUAAAUAA